AUGGCUAGCGAAGUCACCGCGGACGGGCACGUACUAGCUCCUCUGAACAUCACAGCACCUGCUCCAAUACUCAACCUCAGAGGAUUCAAAUGGGACACCGUGGACGAAAAGAUUCACGGCUCACAGUCCAGUGAAGAUCACGAAAGAGACGCACCCCAAGGCGUACUUCCUGGUCAUGGACAAGUUUUAACGGAAACUUCGAUGGAGCAGGAGCCCCUGGUCGCUGAUGUCGCGCCUCCUUUUCAACGCGCAGCCGCAGUGCCGCCCCCUGCAGUGCUACCAGCACCGACGCUGUCGGACCAGCUAGCGCAGCAGCUAUCUCCACCGAAACCACAAGACUCAUUUGCUCCUAGUUUCCCGCUCGAACAGUUCCAGGGCACCUAUGCUGGUAACGGGUUCAAUAUGAUAUUUCGCCCACGAUUCCGAAAUGAUAAUAGUUUACCCAUCAAACCGGAACGUGAUGGGGGCCCUGGUGACAACAUUCUGGAGCUGAAUCUCACGAGGGAGCAAUUGACGUUUGGACAAAAUCUCGGCAAAAUACCCAACCGCGGAUUGGAUGUUACGAACCGUGAGACUGGAAAAGGCGACCGUCUUGAUGAUCCUCCUACUGGUAUACAUUUUGAGCCCGGCGUAUGGCUCCACGUUCCGGCGGCAAAUUUCCAGAAGAAGGGUACACCAAGCGUAGUCCGCAUGGCGUCCAUACCCCAUGGCACAACAGUCAACGCACAAGGCCUGAUUCCAACUCGUUCCAAUACCACUCUAGGCGGAGUUUCUGGUCCCCCCAGUAUCGACGAUAUUGACACUACACCAUUCACCAUUGGGGAUCCUAAAGAUAGGCUAAUUGGAGUUUUCAAAUCCAUGGAUGCAGACAAUCAGAAAACUUUCAGGGUUCCACAGAAUCUCGAAAAGUUCAACGACAAGGGGCAGACCAUCACGGAAACCAUUAGUUUCGAAGUCUCCACUGGACCUCCGUCGGCUGAGCUCAACGGCGGCGGAACUGCAAAUAUAUCCUUCCUUGCAGGCAAACAGGACCCUGUAACAACCGCCGCUCCAGGCAAGAACGAUAGUCCGAUCGCUAACGCAGACUUUAUGAAGUCUAAGUAUUGGAUCGAAAGGGUGGCAUAUCAGGUCAACGUUCAAAAGUCACUGAAACAAACCACGAUGCUACUGAGGCCUACCAUGCCGAGCAACUCUACUGCGCCUACUCCUGUUUUCGCAAUUACGACACCACCUAAUGGUGUCCCGAACAACACAACCAUUACGGUCCCUGGGAUUCAGAUUCAGUCCUCGCAGACCGUGAACCUGAAUUUUAUGGGUUUGACUUGGCCACACGUCAGUGUGUCGACGCUCGUCCCGACGACCCCACAAGCAUUCCGGAUGACAUGA
Cladophialophora psammophila CBS 110553 is the source of this 1386-nucleotide messenger RNA. RefSeq lists its product as uncharacterized. The transcript has 3 exons. The coding region runs from base 1 to 1386 and encodes 461 amino acids. Lineage: Eukaryota; Fungi; Ascomycota; Eurotiomycetes; Chaetothyriales; Herpotrichiellaceae. The record is from RefSeq and is a predicted model, not a curated record.